AUGGAUAAAUACAUUAAAGUGCGAAAGAUUGGAGAAGGAUCCUUUGGGAAAGCAAUUCUUGUCAAAGCUAAAGAAAAUGGCCAACAGUAUGUUAUUAAAGAAAUAAACAUCUCUAAGAUGUCAAAUAAGGAGAGAGAAGAAUCAAGGAGAGAAGUUGCUGUGUUGGCUAAUGUGAAACAUCCGAAUAUUGUUCUGUAUAGGGAGUCAUUUGAAGAAAAUGGCUGUCUCUACAUAGUGAUGGAUUACUGUGAAGGAGGAGACCUAUUUAAAAAAAUAAAUGCCCAGAAAGGAAUCUUAUUCUCUGAAGAUCAGAUUCUGGAUUGGUUUGUACAAAUCUGUUUAGCACUAAAACACAUACAUGAUAGAAAAAUCUUGCAUCGGGACAUAAAGUCACAGAAUAUAUUUUUAACCAAAGAUGGAACAAUACAGCUGGGAGAUUUUGGGAUCGCCAGAGUUCUUAACAGUACUGCCGAGUUGGCUCGCACUUGCAUAGGAACCCCAUACUAUUUGUCGCCUGAAAUAUGUCAGAACAAACCUUACAACAAUAAAAGUGAUAUCUGGGCCCUUGGUUGUGUUCUCUAUGAAAUGUGCACACUUAAACAUGCGUUUGAAGCUGGUAACAUGAAGAACUUGGUACUGAAGAUAAUCUCUGGACCUUUUCCUCCUGUUUCUAUGCAUUACUCCUAUGACCUACGUAAUCUGCUGUCACAGUUAUUUAAAAGGAAUCCUAGGAAUAGACCGUCAGUAAACUCCAUAUUGGAGAAAAACUUUAUAGCCAAGCGGGUUGAAAAAUUUCUCACGCCACAGCUUAUUGCAGAAGAAUUCAAUCACAAAAUCUUCCAGAAGUUUGGACCACAGGCUGCACCAGCUAAAAGACCAGCUCAAGAACAAAUACUGACUUCAGUUGCACCAGCUCAGAAAAUUACUAAACCUGCUGCAAAAUAUGGAGUGCCUUUAGUGAUCAGGAAGUCUUGUGAUGCACCUAAAAAGCCUAUUGAGAAGAAGCCAUUGGCUAAAUCUAGACAGGUAAGAACCUUUCCAACUCCAAUGAAGAAAAUGAAUCCAGGAGAAGAAAGGAGGAGAAUGUUUGUGGAACCUUCAAAAAAGAAAAGGUUAGAAUUGCCUGAAAAAGAAAAACGCCAGAGGGAUCAGAUCAGUUUACUGAAGGCAGAUGAAAUGAGAAGAUGGGAAAAAGAAAGGAUGGAACGAAUAAACAGAGCCAGGGAACAAGGAUGGAGGAAUGUGCUUGGUUCAGGUGGAAGUGGUGAUGUUAAGGCACCAUAUUAUGGCGGUGGAGGUGGUGUCGGUCCUUUCCAUGUGUCUUCCAGAGGACAAUAUGAACACUAUCAUGCUAUUUUUGACCAGAUGCAACAGCAAAAGGAAAACAUUAGAGUAGCUGAAGAGAGGGAAGCCAAAUUGAGGGCGAAAGUACAAGGCCGAGAAGUUGUUGAAAGAGGAAUUCCACCUGGAAUACGUCCAGGAGUUCCUAAGGGGCCUGCAGGUCAUCUCCAUUCACCUGAUGCUGGUGCAGUUAGGAAAAAAAUGAAAAGAUUGAAGGAGGUGUCUAAACAAGCCAAUGCAAACAGGCAAAAAGGAUGGAUAGCUGCAGAUAGAGCAAAGCAAGUUGAAGAAUUCUGGCAACGGAAGAGAGAAGCCAUGGAAAACAAAGCUCGAGCUGAGGGACACAUGGGUACACUGCAAAACGUGGCAGAUAUCUAUGGAGGCAGGCCCAUUUCUGCAAGAGGAAGGAAAUCCAGAAACAAGGAGGAAGAGGAAUAUUUGGCAAGAUUGAGACAGAUCCGGCUACAAAACUUUAAUGAACGUCAACAGAUUAGAGCAAAACUUCGUGGAGAGAAGAAUGAAGCUGCCAGUUCUGAUGGGCAGGAAUCAAGCGAGGAAGCAGAACUGAAACGCAAAAAGAUAGAAGCGCAGAAGGCCCAAGCAAAUGCCCGAGCUGCAGUUCUGAAAGAACAGUUAGAGCGAAAGAGAAAGGAAGCAUACGAAAGAGAGAAGAGAGCCUGGGAAGAACAUCUGAUAGCGAAAGGCGUAAAGAAUCCGAAUGUGCCUUUUCAUGUGGGAGCUACAGAACAGAGUCCUGUGCAUGGACUACAAGAGCUUGGAGCGGCUCUUCUUAAGCCACAACUUCCAGUGAAGCCUGGUACACCAGUUAUCUCCAUGACUUCUGCUCUGAAGGAAGUGGGUGUGGAUGAAAAUGUAACUGCUGUCCAGGAAGCUGAGGAGGAAGUAAAAAAGACAGAUUUUGCAGUGCAAAGCAAACGAGAAAUACUGAGAAGAUUAAAUCAAAAUCUUAAAGCUCAAGAAGGUGAGGAAGGAAAAAAGGAGUGUAAAAAUAUCUCUGAAUCAGCUGAGUCUGAAGAUUGUAAGGAACAACAAGAAGGUGACCAUCCACUUCUAGGAGAUCGCAAAAAAUGGGAGUCUGGGGCAUCUGAGUUGGUUGUUCCUCUAGCUCAGUUAUCGAUGGAAGAUUCUCUCUCUGGAACAGACCGACAAACUCUGGGGGAAGUAAUUAAAUUAGAUAUUGGUGAACCCCACAGGAAAGUCUGGGGCAAAAGCCCUACUGAUUCAGUCCUGAAGAUCCUAGGAGAAGCAGAGUUGCAGCUGCAAACUGACCUACUCGAGGAUCUAGAUGUAAUAAAUGGUACUGCAGAACCUCUUGAAGGAGAUCAUCAGUCCGUAAAUGUAAGAGAGGAGAAGGAAGAGAAAGCUCUUCCUACUGUUGGAGCUCAGUCUUCGGUACCAGUUGGUAUCACAGAGUCUGACACAACUAUGCCAGAAGAACCUAAAAGAGCUGGACCUACCCAGGUGCAGAGCAAACCUAUUAUGCUGGAUGAGCCUGAUGAUUUGGAAGCAGAGAUGUUGGAAGAAACAGAAGAAGGUAAAAAGCACCAGUGUGAGGAGAAUAAGGAAUUUCCCUUUGCUGUUAAUGAAGUGUGGGUAAAAGAGAAAGAGGAUAAACUUACUUCUGCCACAUCAGAAACUUGUUCCAGUGACUGUCUGCAACCUGAACCGUUAUUCCAGAGGGUGGCACAGCCCCCGUCUGUUCCAACAGCCUCACCAGUUCUGUCAGCUCAAUCUUCACAGGAAGAUCCUUUCACACCUCGGUCACGUUCCAUAUCGCCAGCAAAAAAUAAAGGCCAAAAUUCAUUGUUGGUUGGACUUUCUACAGGACGGUUUGAUGCAAAUGACCCAAAGAUGUUGAGAACAUGUUCGCUCCCGGAUCUUCACAAACUGUACAGAACUUUAGUUGAUGUUCCCAGUGUAGCAGAUGUGCAGCAUCAGCAUAAUCUUGAAAUAGAUGAUACGGAAGAUGAGCAAGCCAAAGAAGGACCCUCUGAUUCUGAGGAUAUUAUGUUUGGGGAGGCAGAUACAGAUUUGCAGGAACUCCGGGCCUCAAUGGAACAAUUGCUUAGGGAGCAGCCUAGUGAGGAAUUCAGUGAAGAGGAGGAGUCUACUUUAAAGGCUAAUGUUGUCAGAUGCCUAACAAACGGUACAGAGCUGGAGGAAGGCGACGAAAAUAACCCCAGCAGUGAAAGUGCACUUAAUGAAGAAUGGCAGUCAGAUAAUAGUGAUGGAGAGAUUGCCAGUGAAUGUGAAGAAUGUGAUAGCAUCUUCAGCCAUUUGGAAGAGUUGAGAUAUAACCUGGAGCAGGAAAUAGGCUUUGAUAAAUUCAUUGAAGUUUAUGAGAAAAUAAAGGCUAUACAUGAAGAUGAAGAUGAAAAUAUUGAUAUUUGUUCAACCAUAGUUCAGACUAUUCUUGGAAAUGAACACAAACACCUGUAUGCCAAAAUACUUCACCUAGUAAUGGCAGACGGAGCCUACCAAGAAGAUAACGAUGAAUAAACCCAACUCAGGAAAUCCCUUAAUGCUGUACUACAUAUCAAAGUUUGAAGUCUGCACAGCUGAAUAACAAAUUGUAGCGGAGAAUGUAACAUGGGGCAGGAGAAGCAAGACUUCGAAAAAGAAUGUUGAUUGUAUGAAAAAGAGGAAAACCAUGCCUUUUAAAACUGAGAUACCUAUACACUUCUCUUAUGUGUACUUGCAUACGUGUUCAUUAAAUAUUAGAUGCCCAAAAUUUAAAAAACAAAAAAAC
This is a messenger RNA of Charadrius vociferus (killdeer), 4111 nucleotides long. RefSeq names its product NIMA-related kinase 1 (gene NEK1). The transcript is spliced from 33 exons. NCBI's taxonomy places the organism in Eukaryota, Metazoa, Chordata, Aves, Charadriiformes, Charadriidae. Gene Ontology annotation, biological process: protein phosphorylation. Bases 1 to 3861 code for a protein of 1286 amino acids. The record is from RefSeq and is a predicted model, not a curated record. Gene Ontology annotation, molecular function: protein kinase activity; ATP binding.